Messenger RNA from Pieris brassicae (large cabbage white), 1349 nucleotides. RefSeq names its product carbonyl reductase [NADPH] 3-like. NCBI's taxonomy places the organism in Eukaryota, Metazoa, Arthropoda, Insecta, Lepidoptera, Pieridae. Gene Ontology annotation, molecular function: oxidoreductase activity. The transcript has a single exon. Bases 88 to 966 code for a protein of 292 amino acids. The record is from RefSeq and is a predicted model, not a curated record.
AUUACUAAUGAAUUAAGACGAGUGUCGCAAUAUCACAAAAAUCUCAAUACUGUGUACUGUUACUGGUAAAAGACAUUCUUAUAAAAGAUGGAAAACAAGAUUGCUAUUGUUACCGGAUCCAAUAAGGGUAUUGGAUUUGAAAUUGUUAAGGAAUUAUGUAAACGGGGUGUUGGUGUUGUAUAUCUUACUGCCAGAGACAUUCAACGUGGUCAAAAAGCUGUACAAGAGCUAAAUACAGAAGGCUGUUUCCCUAAAUUUCAUCAACUCGAAGUGAAUAAUAAAGAAAGUAUGAAAAACUUUGCCGAUUAUUUAAAGAAAAACUACGGUGGAAUAGACAUUUUAAUCAAUAAUGCUGGUGUAAUUAAUGAAGAUUUUUAUAAAACUACGUAUGAAGAUUCAAAAUACAUUAUUGAUAUUAAUUAUAAUGGUAUAUUGUUAAGUGAAGAAUAUAUUUACCCUAUCAUAAAAGAUAAUGGCCGAAUUAUAAAUAUUUCAAGUGAUUGUGGACAUAUAUCAAACUUAAGGAAUAGGUAUUGGAUUGAACGACUUACCAAGGAUAAUUUAAAACGUGACGAUAUCAAUGAUUUUCUCAAUUGGUUCCUGCAGUCAGUGAAAAAUAAUACUAUUGAUUACAAUGACUUUGUAGAAGACAGAAUUCUUUCAUACAGAAUUUCUAAAAUUGCAGUUUGUGCGUUAACAAGAAUUCAACAGAAAGAAAUAGGAAAAAAUAUAUCAAUUAACUCUUUACAUCCUGGGUUCAUAAAAACUAACAUGACUAAAGGCUGCGGUAAUUUUACUUUGGAUGAAGCAGCUGACACACCUGUUUAUUUGGCUCUGGAUAUUGAACAAUCGGUCAAAGGCAAAUAUUUUUGGUUUGAUAAAACUGAACAAGAUUGGACAGACCCAAACCUUAAGUUGUACUGUGAUUUUGAUUCAAUUGAAAGUCAAUUGAAGGGAACCAAAUAAUUCAAAUAUUUACAUAAUAUAUACUACAAAAUAUUUACAUAAUAAUACAUAAUAUAUAAAGAUAGCAAUAGGUUUUAAAUGCAAAACGUAAUAGGUGCAAUAGAAUAAAUAUAACUUAAAUCACAUUUUUUCGCAGAAUAAACGCUUCUUUACAAUGAAUGUUCAGAAAACGAAAUUGGCUGUCCUGUGAGCGGAAUAGAUUGGUGCACUUAGAAAAGUAGAUGCAAGGUCUUUUAGAUUCUAUUUCAAAGGCUUAGAUAGUAUAUUAGCGUAUCACAUUUGAAAAUGGUCAAGUUUAUAGUUGCGAAUGCAUAAUGGUCUGUAACUAAGCGGGUCGUUUCAGAGUGAUUGUAUAAAUUCUAGAAUUUGGUCAAGAAAUAGUA